GGACUGUGGUGACGCACAAGCUUUGACGAACCAGAUCACACAGACAGACUCUUGGGUGUCCAGUCACUAGCUGUACAUAACCCUUGUUCUUCCUCAGCUUUAAAAAGCUCACAUACAUUCAUUUGUGGAAGCGCGCGAGGGCGGAGAGUGCAGAGGAACAACUCAAACUAUGUGAAGUUCCAGUCACCUUGACCAGAGAUGGAAAAUUCAGUGGAAGACGAGUGCGCUGAUUCCGGAGCGGAAACCGGAGGGUCUGACUACAGUCUUAUGUCAUCAGCAAGCAGUGAUCUGUCCAUGGGGGACCUACAAGACCCUUUCCUCGUAUCCAUCCAUAUCAUCACUGACCCAGGUCAGUCCAAAACACUCCAGAAAGCUGCUGAUCAGGUCCUGUCUUGGUUCCACCCUGAUCUAACCCUCUUUAGGGUGUCCGAACGUGCAUCAGGUCUAUCUCGAAUGCCCAAAGGUCACCUGCAGCGCUCCAGCGAAACACCGCGUCAACCAGCCCUUGCUGUCAUCCUUUUUCUUCAAGAGGAGUAUGGAGGUGAGGAGAGUCUUGAACGCCUCCACAGUCAAUUGAGAUGCCCACCGUGGAGAUACCACCACACAGAGCGGGUGAACGGACGUGGGCUGUUACCCCUUUCGCCAGCCAGUCAGGACUUUGUUACACUUGCUCCAGGCACGCCGCUAUGGGCGCUUCGCCAGGUGCAUUACGGCAAAGAGAUUGUGCGCUUCACCAUCUACUGUCGUUACGAGACGUAUACCGAACAGGUACGUCUGUAUAGGCUGCUCCUGCGACGAAGGCUGGCCCAGAAGAAAGACGAUUUCUGCUUCUGUGUGGUCUAUUCCAACCCUGAAACAGAAAUCCAGCUAUCAUUUAAGCGGAUGCCUCGUGGCCAGAGCCCUGCCCCUACUGAGAAUGCUGUGAUGGAGAUUCGAGUGAGGGACAUCGGGGAACUCGUGCCACUGUUACCACGACCCUGCACACCCAUCAGUGACAUCCGGUGGCAAACAAACGAUUAUGACGGAAACAAAAUAUUGCUACAGGUCCAGGGUUCACCUUUCAUCCGAAAACACAUCAUUGCAAAGUUCUCUCAUAUUCCUCCUGAGGAUCCUUCAUUUGAUCCUCCACCCGAGCCAGCCCCUCCACCUCCACCCUACGGACGCGGUCCCGCCUCAUACCGGAACCGGCGUUUCCACCGUAACUCCUCACGUUCACGGCCCCAGACCCUUCCUACGCUGGUUUCUUACAACUCCAAGACAUCACUAUGUGAUCAGGAGAUCCGCAUGGAGCGGCUCCAGAGGGAUGUGGAGCUGUUACGUGCUGGAUGGACAGGUCACCGCACUCAGUCCUUAUUUUCCCUGCCUACUGAUGACUCCCGCUCCACCAGCGCCUCCCCUACGAGCUUACCACCCCGAAGCUUCUCCUCCAUGAGUUCUCACAUCUUCCGUGUCAAUGUUGACACGCUAGUGGGAGCCGAAGAGACAGAUGUGGAUACGGGACAAACCAUCAGUGGCAGCUCUGUGGACCUGUCGGUGGUGUCAGGUUAUUCCCGCCCUCAAUCUAGAUCCCAGUUUAAGGCCUCGCCUCCUCGGCCUAAAUCUGCUCCUCCAUCGGAUGGAGGCUCUGAAUUUAUUGAACUGACCAAUAAUGUGUCCUCCUUUCCAAGACAGACUCAUAUGCUACCUAGAAUGCAAAGCAUCUCUUCGAAUUCUACAUCCUGUAUGGUACAAAAGCCACAGCCAAAGAAUAUAAACAUGUUACAAAAAGAGGCAGUCCAAGACACAGGACGACACAACAGCAAUGGCAUUGCAACAGUAAACUAUUGUACUCAAGAGGGAACAGUGGAAGAUGAACAAGAGUUUUAUAUCUGACACACUUUAUGACCACUGCGGGACAAAUGUUUUAUAUGUUUUGAUGUUUUCACAGCAGAUGUUUUGAUCGCUUCUAUUACAAAAGGUGUAGCAUAAAGAAGACAUGCCUUUUCAUCUUUAAUAGCAGCUAAAAAAUAAAAACUCAAGCUUUGUUGUUCUAUAGCA
Triplophysa dalaica is the source of this 2037-nucleotide messenger RNA. RefSeq names its product protein FAM124A. NCBI's taxonomy places the organism in Eukaryota, Metazoa, Chordata, Actinopteri, Cypriniformes, Nemacheilidae. The coding region runs from base 199 to 1872 and encodes 557 amino acids. The transcript has 4 exons. The record is from RefSeq and is a predicted model, not a curated record.